Messenger RNA from Poecilia reticulata (guppy), 2520 nucleotides. RefSeq names its product oxysterol-binding protein-related protein 2-like. Gene Ontology annotation, molecular function: cholesterol binding. Gene Ontology annotation, cellular component: plasma membrane; cytosol; perinuclear endoplasmic reticulum. NCBI's taxonomy places the organism in Eukaryota, Metazoa, Chordata, Actinopteri, Cyprinodontiformes, Poeciliidae. The record is from RefSeq and is a predicted model, not a curated record.
UCCGGUCACGCCCACUGUGCCAGCGGCUUCCGCUGCAGUGUACAGACAAGGCUACACACAAUUCCUGCCCAUCUUUCUGGGCUUGCCAAAAACAUUCAGAGAGAAGCUACUGUGGAGGUUAAUAAUUUGCCUUGGUGGACAAAGCCAAAGAAGCUAAGCUCUGAAGUCAGAACCAUCUCCCUGCUGUUCCUUAUUUGAGGAGCUGUAUUUGCCUGGUGGUCGUCCUCUGUUCUCAAGCCAUCUCCAAUAAAUCUGCACGUGGCAAAUUUUGGGAAACCCGUCUCGACAUCUUGCAUUUUCCUUUGGCACCUGGUGACAUUCCGGAGGACACAUCUUCUACUGCUGUCCCUACAGAUGCACUGUUGGGUCGCUACCAAAAGGAAUAUGUGCUAGAAACUAAAAUCUACUCUAAAAAAAACUGCUCAACUUUGAGUGUAGAAGAUGAGCAAUGAAGACGAGUUUUACGACGCCGUCACAGGCCUGGAUUCAGACGAGUCGUGUGAAGGGUUGUCUGAGGCCAGUUUCAAAGACGCCAGAGGGUUCGACGGCAGCAUUCAGAAAAACAAUGGAUCAGUACCACAAGAGAACGGCAUCAGGAAACACAGGACAUCUUUACCAGCACCCAUGUUUUCCAGAAACACGGUCAGCAUCUGGAGUAUCCUCAAGAAAUGUAUUGGACUGGAGCUGUCGAAGAUCACGAUGCCCAUUGUCUUCAACGAGCCUCUGAGCUUCCUGCAGAGGAUCUCAGAGUACAUGGAGCACACUUACCUCAUCAACAAAGCCUGCUCGCUGUCCGACUCCAUAGAGCGCAUGCAGUCAGUAGCUGCUUUUGCUGUAUCAGCAGUUGCGUCUCAGUGGGACAGAACUGGAAAACCGUUCAACCCGCUGCUGGGAGAGACCUUUGAACUCAUCAGAGAGGAUCAGGGUUUCCGGCUGGUGUCGGAGCAGGUUUCCCAUCAUCCUCCGGUCAGUGCCUUCCACGCAGAGAGCCUCUCCGGGGACUUCGUCUUCCACGGCUCCAUCUAUCCCAAACUCAAGUUCUGGGGCAAGAGUGUCGAGGCAGAGCCGAGAGGAACAAUCACACUAGAACUUCUAAAGCACCACGAAGUGUACACAUGGAGUAAUCCUUACUGCUGCGUGCAUAACAUCAUCCUGGGCAAGCUGUGGAUAGAGCAGUACGGUACAGUGGAAAUAGUCAAUCACAGCACCGGGGAGAAGUGUGUGCUGAAUUUUAAGCCAUGUGGAAUGUUUGGCAAGGAGCUGCACAAAGUAGAGGGAUACAUCCAAGACAAGAAUAAAAAGAAGCUUUGCGUAAUCUACGGGAAGUGGACCGAGUGCAUGUGGAGCAUCGACCCUCAGGAGUACGAGAUCUACAAGAAGUCGGACAAGAAAGGCGACAAGAGCAAAAAGAAUGAGGAGCUUCAAAAAGCUGAGAAUGACGAAGCAGACGACAUGCCUGAAAUCCAGGAAACGGUGUCUGUUGUACCAGGAAGCACUCUGUUGUGGAGGAUAGAGUCCAGACCAGCACACUCUGCUAAGAUGUACAACUUCACAAACUUUGCGAUGGCUCUCAACGAGCUGGAGCCUGGCAUGGGAGCCAUUUUGGCCCCCACCGACUGUCGCUUCAGGCCCGACAUCAGAGCCAUGGAGAAUGGAAACAUAGAUGAGGCGAGCAAAGAGAAGGAGAGACUGGAAGAAAAACAGAGAGCUGCCAGGAAGGAGAGAGCCAAGCACGAGGAGGAGUGGACGACUAGGUGGUUCCAGAUGGGCACCAACCCAUACACCGGCUCCCGGGAAUGGAUCUACAGUGGCGGCUACUUCAAUAGGAACUACCAGAACCUGCCGGAUAUAUACUGAUACCCCUCUUCAUCUUUCUCCUCCUCCUCUUCCUCUUGCUCCUCAUCAUCAUCUUUAACCUGCGUUUUCAUUUUUGGCUCAUCAUGAUGCAAAGAGAAUUGCUUAAAAAUGCAUCCUUAAAGGUUGAUGCUUUUUGGAAAGAAGCCAAACGCCUGCCGCUACGUUCAGCAUCUGGAAGAGAACCUGUGGCCAUCAAACGUCUCUUCUCUACCUUGACGCUGUAAAGAAUACAACAAUCACUUAUUUCCCGGGCAAUCUCGGCAGCAGAGAGCUGGAAACGUACCGAGUCACACGUCCGCUCUGAAUGUUUAACAUCUCUGCAAUCGAACUCUUUCCCUUUAGCUGCCGCACAUCCAGGCAGCUGCGCGUUGACUUAUAAAACACGCAGAUAAACGUACACAAGUGGAAACAAUAACUUGGACGUCGCAAACCUCACGAUGGAUUUGUGGAUUUAAACGGAGUCCCAGUCAACAAGGAAAUCAGGGAUGUGAAUGUUCCUUUGACUGAAGACGGAUUUUCGCUCUGAAAGACUCGAAACACUCACAGAUUAACGUAGAGGACGUUCUGCUCUCAAUGGAACAAACGUACGCAUCUACUGUUGGUUCGGUUAGUCACAGCAAGCAACGUCUUCUGCAUCCCACAUCCCUGAAACGCCUCGUGCCC